CAUCCGGCCUCGGCGAUGCAAACUCAUCUCGAACUUUGAACGCCUUACGAAAUCACUAUAAAGGCGGGGCGCCGCGGGGACGAUGGGGAGGACAUCUGUCACUUACUUGAACGACCACGGUCUACACGUACUUGCUUGAUAUUCGAUAUGAGCUCCUUCAGGGCUGGCAACUUGUUCGAUGUCUCUGGAAAGGUCGUGCUAGUCACGGGUGGUAGCCGGGGAAUUGGCAAGAUGAUCGCCACCGGCUUCGUGAGCAAUGGAGCAAAGGUGUACAUUUCUUCUAGGUCUGCGAAGGACUGUGAGGCAACGGCCAAAGAACUCAAUGAACUAGGGCCCGGCAAAUGUAUACCCAUUCCGGCGGACAUGCAGAAGCUAUCCGAAGUCGAUAGACUGGUGAAGGAACUCUCCACUCACGAGAAAGUCCUUCAUAUCCUCGUGAACAAUGCUGGCGCUGCUUGGGGCGACACUCUUGACGAUUAUCCAGAUGCUGCUUUCACUAAACUGCUCACAUUGAACCUCCAACGAGUGUUUAACCUUACGCAGAAUUGUCUUCCCCUUUUACGAGCCGCUGCAGUCGAAGGUGGUCAAGAUGGACCAGUAUACAGGGAUCCAGCUCGCAUUAUCAAUAUUGGUUCCAUCGAAGGUCUGAGUGUGCCUGACCAUGAAACUUAUGCCUACGCAGCUUCCAAAGCUGGGCUUCAUCACUUGAGCCGCGUGUUUGCCGGACGUCUAGGCACAGAAGGCAUCACAAGCAAUACCAUCGCAUGCGGUCCAUUUGAGAGCAAAAGUACAUUUCCCUUAUCAGCUUUUCUGCGAUUAUAUUGCUCAUCGGUUUCAGUGAUGGCACAUACCCUCAGAACGACCGGAGAGAUCAUCAAAGCAGGGAUACCCUUACGCAGAAUUGGUGCGCCCGAAGAUAUUGCUGGUGCAGCAAUCUUCCUUAGCAGCCGUGCUGGUUCUUAUGUAAACGGCGCGACUAUUGCUUUGGAUGGCGGGGCCAUUGUUGCGCUUCCGAGUUUCCAGCCAAAGCUGUAAACAAAUGUUGAUGUUACCCCGGAAUUCAAUUGGUAUAAGACUUGCCUCUUCGCCGAGAUUACUUAUCUGGGUGCUUGGGGUGUAUUAUGUUUUUUCCUGCCACCGAACCUGAACGCCACCGGGCCGACCUCAAAAAAAUCAUCUUCCAGUGGGCAGUAGACCGGCAUAUUAUCCAGCAGAGGUUAGGUUUGCGACGGCCAUGCACAAGCCGCGUUGCCGCAGUCUCAGCGAUGCGCAUACAUCUGGUUUAUCUGUCUCUACUGACCGUCAUCAGAAUGUCCUCUCUGCGUGGUGUGGAUAGAGGUCGUAGUCCCAGAGGCGGCCGUGGAGGUGGUCGUGGCGGAGGAGGCAUUGGUCGAGGGAACAAUUGUGGUGGGAAUCGUGGUGGGAAUCGUGGUGGGAGCCGUGUUGGACUUGGUCACGUCGACCCUCGCGAGAGUAAUGAUCACAGUGCAUCCAAUGCCCCAAGCCAUUCUACUCUGUCGAAGAGGAAGAAUAAGCGUCUUUUGGCUACGGAGGACCUACUCCCUGGCGAUAUACACAUAUUUACACGACCUACCGAAUACAUCGGCGGGGUCAUCGUCUUGGAGAAUUUG
This is a messenger RNA of Somion occarium, 1631 nucleotides long. The record is from the annotation of a GenBank genome assembly. Lineage: Eukaryota; Fungi; Basidiomycota; Agaricomycetes; Polyporales; Cerrenaceae.